Pecten maximus is the source of this 1001-nucleotide messenger RNA. RefSeq names its product type-2 ice-structuring protein-like. The transcript has 5 exons. The coding region runs from base 84 to 836 and encodes 250 amino acids. NCBI's taxonomy places the organism in Eukaryota, Metazoa, Mollusca, Bivalvia, Pectinida, Pectinidae. The record is from RefSeq and is a predicted model, not a curated record.
AUUUUUAUACAGCGCAGUCAUCCCAUAGCUAUCAUAACAGACGGCAUACACGUACUGUCGAGUGUCGAUAUAGAAAUAGCAAUAUGCAGCAAGUUUUUGUAUUUUUAAUAUUAGCAUGUGUGUCUUCACCUGGGACACCUAAAUCUGUCGAUGUCGACACCGAUGAUGACGUUUUGACGGGUUUAGAAAAGAAAACUCUUGAACUGGAAACACAAAUUGCUGGAUUGAAAACAGAGAUUUGUGCAUUGGAGAUGAAAAUGAAGGAAGAGAGAGAUUCAAAUCAGAAUCAACUAAAGGGGGUAUCAGCGAAUGUGUCGGACACCAUGAAGGUUGUCGGAGACCACACAGCUGCCUUGGCCACACUACGACUUGACAUAGAUAGCCUGAUUCAGAGUGUGAACUCUCCACCUCCAACUCCUGCGCCGACUGAUGUCUCCGUGUGUCCGGGUGACGACUGGGUGGAACACAAUGGGCAUUGUAUUUUAUUCAGCAGCGAAUCAGUAACUUGGAACACAGCUAAGGUACGCUGCAUGUAUUACGGCGCCCAUCUCAUGGUUGUGGACACGGAAGAGCUGAACACAUUUCUGAAGAUCCGACUACGAGCUCCUGAUGGUAACAGUCAUUACGUGGGUGGGAUUGAUUUCGGCCAAGCCAACUGGAUAUGGGACUCUACCAAUACUGAAAUAGGAUACACCGACUGGAGGAUAAGCCAGCCGAGUAAUGGGAGAACCGAACACUGUUUAGUGGUCUGCUCUGGUUCUACCUGUCAGUGGAAUGAUGUGGAUUGCUAUGGCAACAAAAAAUAUAUCUGCCAGAAAGCUGCUGUGCAUGGAUAAGUUGUAGAAAGCGGAUUCCAUCAAAAAGACAUUUCCCAUUCUAGGGAAACAAAGAUUAUCUACAACAUAUGGUUAUACCACAGAUACUUCUCUAAAAAAUAAACUAAUUGCCUCCCUUGUCAUGCUUUUGUGUUGAAAUUAAAAAGCAACUCGAAAUAGUGGUAA